Cottoperca gobio is the source of this 3350-nucleotide messenger RNA. RefSeq names its product ataxin-1-like. Gene Ontology annotation, molecular function: protein binding; RNA binding. The record is from RefSeq and is a predicted model, not a curated record. NCBI's taxonomy places the organism in Eukaryota, Metazoa, Chordata, Actinopteri, Perciformes, Bovichtidae. Gene Ontology annotation, biological process: negative regulation of transcription by RNA polymerase II; nervous system development. Gene Ontology annotation, cellular component: nucleus.
UUUACUAUUUGUGUUAAUUGUACAGAAUAUCAGUUAUGCAUGUUAUGAAUAAUUAUAAUGUGAAAUAUCCAUGAAAUAUGUCACUUAAUGUUAGUUAGGGGUUGUCAGUUUACUCAAUGAUAGAAAAGGAAAAUGUUGGGAACCACUGGACUAAAACAAAUAAAAUGCAGUCAUUAUACCAGGUACCACCUUGUGGCGAAACAAAGAACAACACCUUAACAAACAUGAAAGUGGGGGCACUUUUAAGAGUGAAGUAUUUUGGGGUUUGCUGUUUUGCGAAUUUUGUGAAUAUGGUUGAUAACUUCAGGCUGUGCUUACUGAGCUAGUUCUGCAGUGCAAUUCAUCUAAUGAGAUUGAAUUGAAUUCAAAUCAAGCCAAGUAAAGUGAAGUUUAUCUAUACAGCCCAAAUUCAGAGGCUGUCCUACAGGGCUUAACAAUCUGUAUAGCAUAUGAUUUGGACUUUUAAAGUUAAUGUUCUGUUACCUGAGUAUCUGAUUUGAGCUUUUCUCUGCCAUCAGAUUCCUGUCGUCAUCGAGGAAUAGGUGGAUCGGUCAGAGAUGAUUCCUCAUGAAGUCUAUAGAGCUCAUUUUGUGAGCUGGAGUGACUCCAUCUUCUCUGGUCUGAGACCUGGAGCUGUCUAGCAGUGAACACAAAGAGAGCCAGAGCCACACAUCAGGCAGAAAGGCUGCACAUAGCCAUUGAGUGGAGGAGAUAGAGAGAAAGACAGACCCAGAAGAAUUAGUAAGUUAUUUAAAACCACACUGGCACAAUGAAAUCCAACCUAGAGCGGAGUAAUGGAUGCCUGCCUCCUAAGAAGCGUGAGAUCCUGGCUCUUGAGCAGAGGCCAGUGGUGGUAGCCACAGCAACACCUCCAGCUCCAGUGCUUGCUGACAGCCCCCACACAGAGAACCUAGCAUGGCUGGCAAGUGUAGCCAGUGAACGCUGCAAAUCCAGGGAUGCAGAGAGCCCGAGAUGUCCUAUUUCCUCCACUUCCUACUCUUCUCCUUCCACUUCUAUCACUUCCUCAGCCACUCCUCUGUCCCUCGCCUCUCUGCCUGCAGUUUACCCCACAGCCCUUCCCCAGCAGGCCGGGACCAUCCAGUUUGCACAGCUGGGACCCAACGUUCAGUUCAUUAGCUCUGGGCCCUACGCCGGCUACAUCUCCUCUCACAUCAUCUCCGCCAAUGCUGGCUCUGCACAUAACAGCUCUGUAAUAGGACAGCGUCACCAGCUGGAUGGUUACACCACCGCCCUCAUCUCCCCAAACACCAAAGGGGAGCAGCAGUUUCAAAUAGGCCUCUCGCCCUCAGAUCUGACUCCUGUGUCGCAUCCAAGCUCUCCCCAAGUCACCAGCCAGUAUAUUCAUCUGGACAGCAGAACACCUCUGUCUGUCGGUGGAAAUGCCCUCUCUUCACAGUCGGCCCACCUCCAGCUCCACCCUCACUCACUCCCUCAAACGCUCACCCUCGCUCCCUCCCAGCUGUUAGUUCAGUAUGCAGAUGGUUCAAUUGGAAAGAAACCAGAGGGGCUUGUCAAGGGUCUGCUGAAUGGGGAACUGGAGAUGGUCAAGCAGACUAAAACCUCCAGUCAUCAUGUGAACCAUCAGCAGGUCCAGAGCUAUGAGGCGAGACAUAUCCUCCUGCCUGCAGACUACGGCCAAAACCCUGCAGGACUCCAGACCUCCUUGGUGCUGGUGGCCCAGCCCAACCACGGAGCUGAACGUGAAACUGGCUCAAAUAAGAUCUCCUUUGUCCAGACGGAGAAAGGAGGCAUUUUUUUGGGGAAACCCGUGUCCAGAUCUUCUUCUUUCACCUCCCUCUCUUCCUCAGAUUUGGUUAAGUCUGUUGCUCCUCAUACUGUCAUCCAGACCACUCUACCCCACGAGGAGCUGUCAGCCAAUCUGUACUCCUCCACACAGCCACCCAUCAUUGGCUAUAUCACCAGUGCAAAUCAGCACGCUGUCAGCUACCAUGCGGCGCUGCCUCAGCACCUGGUCAUCCCUAGCGGCCAGUCCCUCUUCAUUCCGGUCAGUGGUACCAAUAACGGCACAGAAAUGGAGGUUAGUCGUACUGUCAGCACCCUGCCUGCUACAACUACCCCUCAAAUAUCCACCGCCAUGCCGCAUGCCUAUCUGGCCACAGCCCUGUCCAAGUGUGAGGCGCUUGGGCCAGAUGUAACUCAACCACCCCCUGCUGUCGCUCUGGCACCAUCGAUGCCAGUCCUGCCCUCAAUCCCGACUCCUGCAGUGGUGUCAGCACCCUCCCCAACUCCUGCUCCUGUACCCAGUCCCGCUCCUGUUUCCAUCCAAGCCUCCCACUCUGUCUCCUCUUCCUCUUCCCAUGUGCCGCUUCCUCCAUUCUUCAUGCGAGGAUCCAUCAUCCAGCUGGCCGAUGGAGAGCUGAAGCGCGUGGAGGAUCUCAAGACGGAGGACUUCAUCCAGAGUGCUGAGAUUAGCAGUGAGCUGAAGAUUGACUCCAGCACUGUUGAGCGUAUUGACAAUGGGCAGAGUCCUAAUGCUGUGGUCAUACAGUUUUCUGUGGGAGAGCUCAAAGCCCAGGUGUGUGUGGAGGUGCUGGUGGAGUAUCCCUUCUUUGUAUUUGGCCAGGGCUGGUCGUCCUGCUGCCCAGACAGAACCACCCAGCUGUUUGAGCUAUCUUGCGCUAAGCUGUGUGUGGGUGAUGUAUGCGUGUCGCUGACCCUCCGUGGCUUGAGGACCACUUUACUAACAGACAGCCCGGCUUUGGGGACCAAGCUGAAGACUGGUCACCUCUCUGACUCCUGUCACAAUGUGGAUGCCACUGUAAGAAACAGCAUGAGUCCAAACGCCGCAGUCAGAAACAGUGGCCUCCUCAUGAAGGCUUCCAGUGCAGACAGGCUGGAGAGGGAGCAGGUUACUGGACCAGGACUAGAGCUUCCACCAGGAUUGGGACCAGUUCCAGUACCAGACGAGGGGAUCUAUGGAGCUGGACCAACGCUGGCAGUCUGUGGGACUGGAGAAGUAAGACAGGAAUCAGUGAAAACAGACAUGCCUGCUCUUACCAAAAUACAAUGUAGUGAUCCAGAGAGGCCCACAGCCCGCAAGAGACGCUGGUCAGCUCCAGAGCGAGACCAGACUGAGAAAGCUGAGGAGGAGCCUCCUCUGACUCUCCCCAAACCCUCCUUCAUCCCUCAGGAGGUUAAAAUCAGCAUAGAGGGGCACUCCCGUACUGGCAUUGAAAGGUGCUUAAACAAAAGAAUAGACUGUUGAGAGAACUUUAAGGAAUUUUGAUUACCUGUGGUUUUCUUUGUGUUCAUCCCUUCUCUUUCCUGUCUAUCCAGACUACUGUAAUAUAGGCUGAGUUUACACAGUA